Metschnikowia bicuspidata var. bicuspidata NRRL YB-4993 is the source of this 1040-nucleotide messenger RNA. RefSeq names its product Hsp90 cochaperone (gene SBA1). Gene Ontology annotation, cellular component: cytosol; nucleus. The record is from RefSeq and is a predicted model, not a curated record. The coding region runs from base 154 to 819 and encodes 221 amino acids. Gene Ontology annotation, biological process: protein folding; chaperone-mediated protein complex assembly. Lineage: Eukaryota; Fungi; Ascomycota; Pichiomycetes; Serinales; Metschnikowiaceae. The transcript has a single exon. Gene Ontology annotation, molecular function: protein-folding chaperone binding; Hsp90 protein binding.
CCAAGUGCUCGAAAAAAUUGAAUUUCAUAGCGAGACACUCAAUUCCUGCAACGCGUAGUCCAAAAACCGGAUUACCCAGCUAUCCACCAAAGUACACUUGAGUUCCAAACUCGACGUCAAGACCACCCCAAAACAACUCCACAAAUCUUCAUCAUGGCUGUCCACCCCGUUGUGUUAUGGGCCCAGCGCUCCAGCGAAAGCGAGCCCGCGAAAAACGUCGUUUACUUGACCAUCCAGGUGCAAGACCCCGUGGACGUGAAGUUGGACUUGUCUGCCACUUCGCUCAAGUUCACCGCCCAGUCGUCGGACAAGGCCACCGACUACGAGUUGAACUUGGACUUUUUCGACGAGAUCGACCCAGAAAACUCGUACAAGCACGAGAGCGGUAGCCACAUACUGUACGUCUUGCGCAAGAAGACCGCACAGGCCGAGUUCUGGCCCCGUCUUUUGAAGGAGAAGUUGAAGUUGCACUACAUCAAGACGGAUUUCGACAAGUGGGUCGAUGAGGACGAGCAGGACGAGCAGGCCGAGGAGGAGGACCCAAUGGCUGCCAUGGGCGGCAUGGGCGGUAUGCCCGGCAUGGAGGGCAUGGGUGGUAUGCCUGGCAUGGGUGGUAUGCCUGGCAUGGGCGGUAUGCCUGGCAUGGGCGGCCCUGGCGGCAUGGAUUUCUCGCAGUUGCUUGCAGGCGCCGGCGGUGCCGGUGGUGCUGGCGGAGACUUUGACAUCAGCGCCUUGGCCAGCCAAUUGGGCCAGAACGCCGCGGCUGGCGACGACGAUGGUGACGACGAAGGCGACGAAGGUGUCGAGGAGACCAAGUGAUCCCGUGUUGUGUGAGUGUAAUAAAAGAGAAGAACGAGUAUCAACUUGUAGGGCCACCCGGCCGUGUCCACUUCGAGACGAGACCACGGAUCUCGGGGGCAACACGCGCCUCGCCGGUUUCGCCGGGCGCCGGGACGUUUAGAAACACGGCUUUCGGCGGGGUCUUCAGAGCACAGCUCCGGGCCAACAUGUACAACACACGGCUGACGGCCGCCGCGUCU